Molecule: messenger RNA, 1296 nt
Organism: Naegleria fowleri
Lineage: Eukaryota; Heterolobosea; Eutetramitea; Acrasida; Naegleriidae
Exons: 2
Coding region: 1-1296 (431 amino acids)
Source: RefSeq, a predicted model, not a curated record
AUGGAAGAUUCAAACAACAACAACUCCACGACUGCUAAAAACGAAUCAUUGCACCAGUUAUUUCCACCACCAUCACCACCACCACCAUUAUUGAUGAUGAUGAACAACAACAACCAUGGUUCUCAACACGAUCAACAACAACAACAACCAAUUCAAUCUCAAAAUUCUUCACCCAAAAUACAUCAUCAUCUCUCCAACAAUAAGAACAAAUUUCGAAACUCCGAACCUCAAUCAUGGGGUGAAUUAUUGAACUUGUAUCGAUUAGAAAAAUCCACCACUCAUGAUCUCAUUCAAAAACCUGAACCCAUAUAUAGACAAACACGAGAUAAAAGUUACAAUUGGAGAGAAAAACAACGAGAGAUUAACCCAAUUCUACAACAAUUCAUUGAUCCUGAAAGAGAAUCUAAAUAUAAAGAAUUUGAACAUGAAUUACAAAUCAAACAAAUGAAUAGAGCUAUGGAUAGGACUAAUUGUUUGGAAAGUCAUUUUGAUAUUGUUACAUUAAAGGAUAAACGAAGAUCAUCGAUGGAUUAUGAUUUUUAUUUCUCAACCAAACGAGUAGAAAAAGGAAAGAAAAUGAUUUCUGAUCCUUCUAUUACUAAAUUAUCUGAAAGUAAAGAAUUGAUUGACAGACAAACCAAAUUGAAGAAGUUUAAAAAGCCUCCAAAGAUAUUUGAUGACUUUUAUCUCAUUUACAAAACACAUGAUGCAGAUCGUUUAUUGAGGCAAGAAUUACAACAACGAGAUGAAUUUAUUAAAACAAGAUAUGAUUCGAAAGUGAGAGACAAGUUUCAUCCCAUACUUCAAACGUAUUACCAUAAUGAUGAAUUGGAGAGGGUUGAGAGAGAGAAAGAAGAAAACUUAAAAAGAGAUACCUUAUUGUACAAAUUAUCAAAAGAACCAGAGACAGUUAAAAAAUUAAACGAAGGAAAAGCAUAUAAUAUUAUAACAAAAGAGAUUAUUGAUAAAGAAAAGACAGAAGAAUUGCAGACAUUAAUUGAUGUUUAUGAACACAGACAACCUAUUGCAAAAGUUAAAUAUAAUUAUGAAAAACAAUUAAAAGAAAGGGAUGAGAUUCUUGAUAAGAGAAAUGAAGAUCGAACACUCAACACUAAAACAAGCACAUUUGGAAGGAGAGAAAUUUUAGGUCUCACAGAUUACAAUAUUUUGAAUGGAGAAAAGAAGACAUUCUCACAUGAUUUAAAACCCAUACCUGUAUGGAAAUAUGUUGAAAAGGACUCGUCGAAAAGCAGCAAAUCAGCAAGCCCAAAAUCUUAUCAAAUAAAACUGAGAUGA